Messenger RNA from Nezara viridula (southern green stink bug), 2398 nucleotides. NCBI's taxonomy places the organism in Eukaryota, Metazoa, Arthropoda, Insecta, Hemiptera, Pentatomidae. The record is from the annotation of a GenBank genome assembly.
UACAGAUUCCAGAAGAAGGAGGUUGAAAGAAAUCUUAUCCUUAAAAAGGGUUAUUGGAAGCACAAGAGGAGAUGAUCAUAAUGAGGCAGCAUGGGGCCCAGUCCUACGGGGAGAGAAUAGAGGGCUGCGGGAUGGGGUAGUGCGAUGCCCAACUCGACGGAGGGAGGUUGGUUCCCUGGGCGGAGCUCCCCCUACAGCACGGCAGAGGCUGUGGUGAUCGGCGCCCUCCUCUUCGCGGUCAUCCUGGUCACGGUGGUGGGAAACAUCCUCGUCUGCGUAGCCGUCUGCCUGGUGAGGAAGCUCCGCCGGCCUUGCAACUACCUCCUCGUGUCCCUCGCCGUCUCCGACCUCUGCGUCGCUAUCCUCGUCAUGCCGAUGGCCCUCCUCUACGAGAUCCUCGGCACCUGGAACUUCGGCCCCAUCAUGUGCGACGUCUGGGUCUCAUUCGACGUCCUCUCCUGCACCGCGUCUAUUCUCAACCUCUGUAUGAUCAGUGUCGACAGAUACUACGCCAUCACAAAACCCUUAGAGUACGGGGUGAAGCGAACCCCUAAACGGAUGAUCGCCUGCGUCUCGCUGGUGUGGUUGGGGGCGGCUUGCAUCAGCCUCCCGCCCCUCCUCAUCCUCGGAAACACCCACGGCGAGACCCAGGACCGGCCUGGCCUCCAGUGCCUCGUCUGCCAGGACUUCGCCUACCAGAUCUACGCCACCGUCGGCUCCUUCUAUUUCCCGCUGUCCGUCAUGAUGUUCGUCUACUACAAGAUCUUCAGGGCGGCGAGGAAGAUCGUCGAGGAGGAGCGGCGGGCUCAGACUCACCUCGAGACCAGCCAUUGCUUCCUCGAGAUCUCCAAGAACGGCUCCGGGCCGGAGAGCAGGCUGGCAGGGAACUCCCCUUCGAGGCAGCAGCACAGGACCAGUACGACCAGUACUAACACCACCUGCAGCAGCUCAGCUGUCGGGGUGACGAGGGUCAGCAGCGAGUCGCAGUGCCCUAUGUUGAGCCGUCGGCGCCGCUGGCUCCCACCGCAACCUGCCGGCCCUUCCAGGAAGCUCAGGUUCCAGCUGGCCAAGGAGCGGAAGGCCUCGACCACGCUGGGCAUCAUCAUGUCCGCCUUCACUAUCUGCUGGCUGCCCUUCUUCGUCCUGGCUCUGGUUCGCCCUUUCCUAAGCGACCCCGGAGCCAUCCCCAACUCCCUGUCAUCCCUUUUCCUCUGGCUCGGCUAUGCCAACUCCCUCCUCAAUCCUGUAAUUUACGCGACCCUCAAUCGCGACUUCCGGCGUCCCUUCCAGCAGAUCCUCUACUUCCGCUGCGGCUCCCUCAACCACAUGAUGCGGGAGGAGUUCUACCAGUCCCAGUACGGCGACCCCGUCCACAUCCAGGACGAGCCGACCUGUGACGUGAUGCCCGUCUCCGAGCUCCGCAGCGGCCACGAGUCCUUCCUGUGAUAGGUACGCCCUUCUCCCGCAGAAUCCGGGAUCCUCUGAGUCCAUCAUCCUACCAAUCUUACUUUAGUUACCCUCAAUGUAUAAAGUACUUUCUAUAAUACUCGUACUUACUGAAAAUGAUGGAAAUUAAUAGUGGUUUGAAGUUGGAUCAGAUAAAUUUUACCCUGAAAUUAUGAAGAGAAAAAAAUAAAUUUUUGUAUACAGGUUUUCUUCCCUCACACAAUUCAAUAAGUAAAUCUUUACUGUCAACCCUAAUCACAUAUUUAAAAUAUUAACCUAUGUGACCUUCGACGGAAUAAAGGAAUAAAAAUUGUUAUCUUCGUCAACCUUCAAUUAAACAUAAAAUUUACAACGAGUCGAUAAGUGAUUUCUUGUAUUUGAUAAAUUUUUAAUACUCUCUGGGCUGGAUGUUGUGCAGUUUGCACUUUAAAAUUCCAUUAGAUUAUAAUUCCUUUCAUAUAUACUACGAUGUAAAUAAUUAUUAUCUGUUUCAAUUGUAUUAAUAUUUUUAUAAAACCGCCAAAAAAGAAAAAUAAUAUUUCUUCACUCUGAAUAUGUUAUUACUUUCAUAAAAUAAUAAUUCCAUACAAAUAUCUAAAAUCCAGUGUAAAUAUUGGAUACGUUGAAAUUAAUUAAGAUACAUAAAAAAAUAUGAAAAUAAUAGAGGAAAAAAUUUAAUUGAAUAGGAGUUAUUUAAUAAAUUCAAUAACAUUGGAACAAGAUGUAGAAAAAAAAUCUAAUAACAUUUAUUUAUUGAACUUACAGGUUCAUUAAUUUUAUUAAUUAAAAACAAUCAAAUCAAAUCAGCUGCAAUUCCAUGAUUUUUAAUUCAUUUAUAUUUGUGUAUUCUAAUUCCCAUUGAAUGAUAUAAUUCGUUAUUUUCUAAUUAUCUUCAUCAUUUUCCAUCCUAUCUAUUUAAAUUCCAUUAAUACAUAUGAUAUAUUUAAUGAAG